AUGGCGUCCGCACGCGCGCCGAGCUCCACGCCGGUGCCCACCACCGAAACUGCCGAAUCCGCCGGCGCAACAUCCACGGUCACGGAGCAGGAAUGGGAGGCCAUGGCCACGCUGCUCAAGAAUGUCUACGACUACCGGAUUGAUGACGGCACCUACGACCCCACGAAGCUCUUCCACCGCAAAGUGAACAAGCGCGCCGUGCCCGACUACUACGACAUCAUCAAGGAGCCCAUGGCCCUGAGCACCAUCAAGGCCAAGCUUGGACAGAAGGAAUACAAGAACUUUUCCGAGUUCGUCCGCGACCUGGCGCUCAUCCCCCACAAUGCGCAAGUCUACAACAGGCAGGAUUCGCAGGCCUACGUCGAUGCGCUAGAAGUCAAAAAGGCCAUUGAGCAGGAGCUGAAGAGGCUGGUCGACGAGAAAACCGUAUCCGAGUCCGUAGCUACCCUGCCCUUCCUGGGCGAAAUCCCCGAGCAAGACCCGCUGCUGCCGGAGGAGGAGGAAGAGGAGGAGGAAGAUGACGAGGAGGAGCUUGAGGUUGAUGAGGAGGAAGAAGACGAUGACGAUGACGAAGGCAAGCGCAAGAGGAGGAGGGCCCCGCGGUCCACAGCAGCCAUCUCCAAGCGCGAAGGCGGCUCGAGGGCGGCAAAGGAAGACGCUAAGAACGACGAUCCAGAGUCGCGGAAGAAGCGCGGGCGUCCACCGCGGGUCGAUACUCCCAUGGAAGCGCGAAUCAAAACCAUCAUGAAGGCUAUCCGGAAACCUCGCAACCAGCAGAACAAGCUCAUGGUCAGCGCCUUCGAGCGCGUACCCGAUAAGACGGUCAUGCCGGAAUACCAUUCCGAGAUCAAGAACCCCAUGGCCAUGGAUAUCCUGAAGCGCAAACUCAAGCGGAAGAAGUACAAUUCGGUAGACCAUUUCAUGGUUGACGUCGAGCUUAUGUUUGAGAAUGCAAAGCAAUAUAACGAGGAAGAUAGCCAGAUUUACAAAGACGCCAUUCACCUCCAAAAGGAAGCCCGAAAGGUCGCAAAGGCUGAGAAAGAAAAGCCCGACACCGACUAUGUCAUGGAAGAGGGCCGCAUACCCAUGCCCAGCGGUAUCGUUCAUAACGGAGAGUUGUGGAAGGUCGGCGACUGGGUACACAUUCAAAACGCAAACGACCUUACCAAGCCCAUUGUUGCUCAAAUCUAUCGCACCUGGCAAGAUGCCAGCGGCGGUCAGUGGGUGAAUGCCUGCUGGUACUACCGCCCAGAGCAGACCGUACACCGUUUCGAUAGACACUUCUUCGAGAACGAAGUUGUCAAGACCGGCCAAUAUCGAGACCACCGGAUUGACGAGGUCGUGGAUCGUUGCUUUGUCAUGUUCAUAACGCGAUACAACAAAGGCCGUCCGCGCGACUUCCCCUCAGACAAGGAGAUCUACGUCUGCGAAGCCCGCUACAACGAGGAAAACCACAAGCUGAAUAAGAUCAAGACGUGGGCUAGCUGCCUUCCUGAUGAAGUUAGGGACAAGGACUAUGUCAUGGAUCUGUUUGAUGCGCCGCGAAAACUCAAGAAGGUGCCUAGUCCGAUUGCCUAUCUGCUCAAGGACAGUCAAAAAGAGGAUGACGAGCUCCCAAAGCCAGAAUGGGGUGCUGAAAAUGCGCCUCCCAAGAUUGGCGCCGUCCACCGUCGUCCACGCGAUCCCAAGGAUUCACCACCCCCCGAGCCUACUCCGCCGCCGCCGCCCACUCCGCCGCCAGCGUCUGUAAUGCCAACUCCAAGCUUACCCACGGCUCCCUCGCACGGCUACGAAGCAUCAAGAAAUUACCCCAUAGCUCAAGCACCUUCUCUCACCCCAAUGCCUGCACCGACGCCCCAGCAACACCAUGUCGCUCCCGUGUAUACACCCACUCAUGCAACACAUUACCACGCGCACUCUCAGUCGCCUGCACCACACAUGCAUCACCAGGUGCCUCCAGCGCCCGCUUACCAACCUAUUACCCCACAUGUUCCCUUUACACCUCAACCCACUGCACCAAUGCAGCACUUUCAGACGCCACGACCCACGCCAGGCUAUCAGCAACCGUACCUCCAACAGAUGCCCUCCAACUACAAGGCGCCGCAGCCUGUGGAAGUUUAUGUCAUGGCCGAUCAUGCAAACAACAGCAUACCACCUGAGAUCCGUGAACAAUUCCAAUGUGACGAGAAAGGCCGUGUUCUUUUCUUCACCGCACCCCCGCUCAACGUGGAGCAACCGCUUACCAAGGAUGGACGCCCGCUGGGACACUCGGCACGCUACCUGGCAGCCAAAGCAAAGAAAGAGGCAUUGAAGGCUGCAAAACGCAAGGCGGGCGAGGGCAAUACUGACGAACGCGAGAGGGCAGCCAAGAAGGCGAAGGCGAACGAAGAGGAAAGGCUCAAAAAGGCAGUUUCUGACCUUAAUGCUAAAGCACUGAGGGCGCUUGGGGACCAGCUUGCAAUGACCACAAAAUCAGAACUCACUGCUAUAUUCAAUGGCCAGGCCCAGGAAGGGAUUGAAAAGAUCGUGGAUCAGCUGACUGCUGUUCAAAAGGAAACCAUGCAAAAGGAACUGGAGCGCGAGCUGCAUGCUCUAGAAAUAGAGGAGCGCAAACGGGUGACAGUGUCAGGUAUGACGGCGAGACUAGAGGAGAAGUACUAAUGGUGCUUUUGUACGAUUUGUCGUGUUUGUGAUAUCCAGUGUAACCAUGAAGGGAGAACAGGGCGUUUCUGACAAAUGUGUGAUUAUUGAUGGGCAUGGACAUUGGUUUCAUAGGUUACUGGCAUCUGGGGUGAGAAAUAGCAUAGGUUGAU
Molecule: messenger RNA, 2813 nt
Organism: Exserohilum turcica Et28A
Lineage: Eukaryota; Fungi; Ascomycota; Dothideomycetes; Pleosporales; Pleosporaceae
Exons: 3
Coding region: 1-2661 (886 amino acids)
Biological process (GO): chromatin remodeling
Cellular component (GO): RSC-type complex
Molecular function (GO): chromatin binding; protein binding
Source: RefSeq, a predicted model, not a curated record